GCGACCAUGACUCUGGGGUCCAUGAUGGCCUGUUGCCUGAGCGACGAGGUCAAGGAGUCCAAGCGCAUCAACGCCGAGAUCGAGAAGCAGCUGCGGCGGGACAAGCGCGACGCGCGGCGCGAGCUCAAGCUGCUGCUGCUGGGAACGGGCGAGAGCGGGAAGAGCACCUUCAUUAAGCAGAUGCGCAUAAUCCAUGGCGCUGGCUACUCAGAGGAGGACAAGCGCGGCUUUACCAAGCUGGUCUACCAGAACAUCUUCACAGCCAUGCAGGCGCUGGUCCGUGCCAUGGACACACUCAAGAUCCUCUACCGCGACGAGCAGAACCAGGCCAAUGCGUUGCUGAUCCGUGAGGUGGACGUGGAGAAGGUGACGACAUUCGAGCUGCGCUACGUAGACGCCAUCAAGACGCUGUGGGGUGACCCGGGCAUCCAGGAGUGCUAUGACCGGCGCCGCGAGUACCAGCUGUCGGACUCGGCCAAGUACUACCUGACAGACGUGGACCGCAUCGCCACCUCGGGCUACCUGCCCACGCAGCAGGACGUGUUACGGGUCCGCGUGCCCACCACCGGCAUCAUCGAGUACCCCUUCGACCUGGAGAACAUCAUCUUCAGGAUGGUGGACGUGGGGGGCCAGCGGUCGGAGCGCCGGAAGUGGAUCCACUGCUUUGAGAACGUCACGUCCAUCAUGUUCCUCGUGGCCCUCAGUGAGUACGACCAGGUGCUGGUGGAGUCGGACAACGAGAACCGCAUGGAGGAGAGCAAGGCGCUGUUCCGCACCAUCAUCACCUACCCCUGGUUCCACAACUCCUCCGUCAUCCUCUUCCUCAACAAGAAGGACCUGCUGGAGGACAAGGUGCAGCGCUCGCACCUGGUCGACUACUUCCCCGAGUUCGAUGGGCCCCAGCGGGAUGCGCAGGCCGCCCGGGAGUUCAUCCUGAAGAUGUUUGUGGACCUGAACCCCGACAGCGACAAGAUCAUCUACUCGCACUUCACAUGCGCCACCGACACGGAGAACAUCCGCUUCGUGUUCGCGGCGGUCAAGGACACGAUCCUGCAGCUGAACCUGAAGGAGUACAACCUGGUGUGAGCCGCGCUCCUGCCUCUAAGUUAUUGGCCGCCGCCCGGCCCCUUGCUCACGACUCCAGGAAGUGUGGGUGGGCGGCGCCCCCUGCUGCCCGCCCUGGGAAGUGCCUAACCAUAUUCUCUUUAGAGGGAAACAACCCAAGAAACACCCCAUGUCCCUGGAGGGAAGCCCGGGGGCCAUGGCGGGGAGCCCCGGCUCUGGCUCCCACAUGUCCCGCAUUGCCCACCUGUCCCCUCGGCAUGAACCCCAGGGGGACCGAGAAGGCGGGCGCUGCUUCUGUGCUUGGUUUUGUGGAAACCAGGGGGGCGGGGACCUUGGCAGAAUAUUCUCAGGUUUGUCCCCAGAGAGACGGGUCACCGGUGAGGUGGGUCCCCACCGCACUGGGGCUCUUUCCUGGAGCCCGGGGGGACCCCGCAGCCCAGCGCACGCGCACUUUGCUCCCCGUGGUCCCCGACGAGUGUGGGGUGGCCUCUAAGGAAUCACACUACAGUGUUGUCUGCAGGGCUUUGGCUGCGGGGGCAAAGCCAGCGGUGUCUCCGUGGGUGUGUGCACCCCCGCCUCUGGUCUGAGCACCCCCCCAUCCCUGCCAGCCAAUGCAAAGAAAACGUGGGGAGCAGGAGAGCAACCCUCUGCGUUCCCGACUGUGCCAUGUGCCCGCUGCCCGGCCUCGGGGCACCCGAAGUAUUAGUGUCCCGGGGGCAGGCAGCCUGCCAAGCAUUCCAGGGCCAAGGCCCGGCCCUAGGGGGUUCCGGGCCACUCAGCGCCCAGCCCCCUCGGGGUCCCGAGGCAAGUCGGGGCGGGAGGUCUCACCCCCGUACCCCUCAACUACAUGCACGAUAUUUCAAUGAUUUUCACCCAGAGGGGCGCGCAAUGCCCCUCCCCUCCCCAGUGCCACUGCGCCCCAUCCCCAGUCUGUUGUGCCAAGGCCCCUCCACACCGCAGGGGGGCGGGGCGCCCUUUGUACAUCACAGCCCUAACCAGCUCAUCUGAUCUUUUCCUUUCUGUAUUUAAAAGUCUUAUAUAAAAUGUUCUUUUUCAAUCUUCCUGUCCUUUGGAAUGCAUGUUUGGGCGUCCCAGGCCAAUGCCAAACACCUCUCGGCCUGCCGGGGGAAUCACGGCCAAUGCUCGCGGCCUUGGGGCUGCCUGAUAGAAAAUCAAUUUUUUUCAUAUAUUUCUCCUGAAAUGAAUUGUUUUAAAUUAGAAUAAAUCUUAUUCUUAAACCCGGUGGGCCCCA
Suncus etruscus (white-toothed pygmy shrew) is the source of this 2317-nucleotide messenger RNA. It is a transcript of the gene GNA11, whose product is annotated as G protein subunit alpha 11. Gene Ontology annotation, molecular function: guanyl nucleotide binding; G protein-coupled receptor binding; G-protein beta/gamma-subunit complex binding. Bases 7 to 1086 code for a protein of 359 amino acids. Gene Ontology annotation, cellular component: heterotrimeric G-protein complex. The transcript is spliced from 7 exons. Lineage: Eukaryota; Metazoa; Chordata; Mammalia; Eulipotyphla; Soricidae. The record is from RefSeq and is a predicted model, not a curated record. Gene Ontology annotation, biological process: action potential; phospholipase C-activating dopamine receptor signaling pathway; adenylate cyclase-modulating G protein-coupled receptor signaling pathway.